AACUUAGCCAACGUGCUGAGAUACAGCGCCGGCUACGGCCUUGGCAGCUUCCAUGCGCGUCUCCGCGCCGAGCACGCGGAGGACGUCUCCAAAACAUCAAUUUGGAAGAUCUCCAGUUCACAGGAAGCCGAGUUCAUCAACCAGGCCUUCGGGCGGCAAGCUGCACAAGACGGUGGCAGCCUGAUGCUGCUGUAUUGGGGCAAGCAUCCCCAAAAGCAUGGCAAGGGAGACCACUCUUCAAAGCCCAAGUGGAUCGGUCUCCUGGCCUUGCUGCCCAAGAAACUAAACGCAGCGAUCUUCGAUCGUCGCCUGGCACACCAGGCCACACAUGGUCGCCUCAUCCGUUUGGGCCACACCGCGAGGACAUGGCUCCAAAAGCAGACGCAGGUGGGGUCUGCCGAUGAAGGGGGCCUGUUGCCUUUGGCCUUCCACAUCCACGGGACUGUGGCGGACGACGAGCAGAUUCGUCACGAGUUCCUACGAUCCCGCUUCGGCUUGGUGGUGACGGCAGUCAUC
This is a messenger RNA of Symbiodinium necroappetens, 516 nucleotides long. The record is from the annotation of a GenBank genome assembly. Lineage: Eukaryota; Dinophyceae; Suessiales; Symbiodiniaceae.